UCAGGCAAACGGGGUCAAAGUGAUUUUGUAGAAACGUAUUCGUGCGAUGGAGGAUUUUAGCGAAUCAGACUAUUCUAGUGAAUCAGAGCAGUUCCCAAGGAUGAUUGCCAUACCCAUAUUCAGGGUCCGCUCAAGUUCCAGCACUCGCACGAGUUCUUUGGUGGAACUUUCAAUGGAGAGUUUCCACACCUCGAAUAAUUCUAGGGUAUUGGAGCGAACCCGCGGCACCAGGGCCGUCUCCUUAUUCCCGGACAGUUAUAGCACAGAAAGCGAAUCCACUGGGCCGUCCUCAGACGAGUCCGACUCGGACAGUUCAAGCAGCUCCAGUUCCCUCGAUAGCAGCGUAUUCCGCGAGCUGUCUACAAUGGGCUAUUCCAGCGACUCUGAGACGUCCAGCUUGAGUUCCAGUGACACCUCUUCUUCGUCCAGCAAUAGCUCCAGCCCGAGCUCGGACGAACCCCCGACUUCAAUGGGCAGACGUAGGCAAUAUGUACCAGCGCCGAAUGAGCAGGGUUCUGAUUCUGGCGGGAGUCUUCCUCCGAGCAAACGGACCAGAUCCGAUGCCGGGGAGGCCUACAACUGCCCUGUGUGCCUGGAGGACGUCCGAGAGAGGGAACCAGUGUCCACUAAUUGUGGCCACGUCUUCUGCAAAAAAUGCAUUGAGCGAGCUAUCGCCAAUGGGAGGAUGUGCCCAUUGUGCGGAGUUGAACCUGAAUUUCAUCGAAUCUUCUUGUAAGACGUGGUGUGGCAGAAUGCAUACUUCGUUUUAUUCCAUAAUACGGUUCUAAGAAUUUCGGGCUUAACACGUUUUAACGUGUGGCACGUACUUUUGAGAAUCGUAAUACUUUCGAAUUUGCUAAAACUAUAAUCACCUGAUAGACACAUGAAAACCCCAAUGCACUAUUAUAACAAAAAGAAAACUUAUAGAAGGCAGCAUCCUCCAGGCAUACAAUGCAAUCGAAAGCUAAAACUCGAAUACAAGAAGGCGGACAACUUUGCCCAUAAAACAUGGCACAAGGACACACUCAUACUCGUAAGGAAACCCAGAGAAAUGGAGUGGGGUGGACCAGGGCAAAGCAAUGAAAAUUCCGACCUACCGCAAUAAAUUCCGCGAGAAAAACAAAGCAUGCGUUGUCGAAAUGAGAGUGAAAUGGCCAGCUCACACACCGCACACACAUGAAUUUAGAGGAACUGGAUUCACCACCUUAGACACGGC
Drosophila erecta is the source of this 1216-nucleotide messenger RNA. It is a transcript of the gene elfless, whose product is annotated as putative protein TPRXL. NCBI's taxonomy places the organism in Eukaryota, Metazoa, Arthropoda, Insecta, Diptera, Drosophilidae. Gene Ontology annotation, biological process: positive regulation of transcription by RNA polymerase II. Gene Ontology annotation, molecular function: transcription factor binding. The record is from RefSeq and is a predicted model, not a curated record. Bases 47 to 736 code for a protein of 229 amino acids. The transcript has 5 exons.